This is a messenger RNA of Neopsephotus bourkii (Bourke's parrot), 6254 nucleotides long. RefSeq names its product ERCC excision repair 6 like 2 (gene ERCC6L2). The record is from RefSeq and is a predicted model, not a curated record. The transcript has 18 exons. Gene Ontology annotation, molecular function: ATP binding; ATP-dependent chromatin remodeler activity. Bases 635 to 4246 code for a protein of 1203 amino acids. Lineage: Eukaryota; Metazoa; Chordata; Aves; Psittaciformes; Psittacidae.
GUUAGAAAGACAUACCAGAUGAUCUUCUGCAUUUUUAAAUGUAGUACCCUACAGAUAUAGUUUUGGUUCGUAACCCAAGAAAUUAGUGAAUCAAUCUGGUUGAAGUAGUAAUUCUUGCUUUGGCUUGUGCAGCAUUAUUUUCUGGAGUUUUGUAGCAAUGGUGUCGUUACUACCAUUGCAUUUAUUUUCUUUCCCUUUUUCUUAUUCUGUGCCUUGUUUCUCACAAGGUUUGGGAUUUGGUAGCACUGAAGCAUGCAAUUUAUUCCACUUUGCACCUGGUAUUCCAGUUCUGACGAGUUAUGUGCAGCUUAUUAAACUCAAGAAAAUGCUUAGUUAAAGACAAAGGUGCUGCCAUUUGAAAUCCUGGUUUUAACUUGAGAGUCUUUACUGUCCCAUGUUGCUUCAGGUAUUACUGUAAAAGAAAGUAAUUAUGGAAACGCUGUCUUAUUUUAAACUUUGUUUUGCAUAUUUAACAGUGUGUUCUUUUGUUUUUUCAGUAUUGCUUCUUGUUUUUCAGAAAUUGCUCAAAGACUUAGAUGCUACUGGGAGAAGUUCGUGUGCACAUUUUUUGCAUUGAUUUGAGCAUGUGUGAUGCACAGUACAGAUGCCUUAAAUUUUAAGAGGUUGGAUAUGUAUGAUAUGUUGGAUAUACUGUUUCUUCUUCACCCUUUGCCACAAAAAGAUACGUUUGAGCUUCGAGUCUCUGAGAAAACCAUUGAGAAUGGCCGAAGAUAAUUGGCAUAUUGGGGAGAAGUGCCUUGCCCCUUGUCUUGAAGAUGGGAAACUUCAUGAAGGAACAAUAUCUUCUAUUGAAAAGGACAAGAAUGGAAAAUCAUUUGCUGUUGUAUCAUUCUCAGAGUCUGAAGAAAGGAAAAUACUAAUAACUAAACUUUGUAGAGUCAAAGACAGAAGAGGGCCCUGGAAAAGCUUAAUAUUUGAUGAUGGUGAUCUGGAAAAGCCUUAUUUUCCUGACCAGAAUCUUCCGUCUCCUGCAGUUGCUUUUAAAUUAUCUGACAAUGGUGAUUUUAUUCCAUAUACAAUUAACAGAUACCUGCGUGAUUAUCAAAGGGAGGGAGUCCAGUUUCUGUAUGGACAUUAUGCUAAUAAAAGGGGGUGUAUUCUUGGAGAUGAUAUGGGCCUUGGAAAGACAAUACAGGUCAUUUCGUUUUUGGCUGCAGUGUUGCACAAAAAGGGAACACGUGAGGAUAUUGAAAAUAAUAUGCCAGAAUUUUUACUGAGGACAAUGAAAAAAGAACCCAAGUGUAACCCCAAGAAGACUUUCCUCAUAGUGGCCCCUCUUUCAGUGCUUUACAACUGGAAGGAUGAGUUAGACACAUGGGGGUACUUUAAGAUCUGUGUCUUACAUGGCAGUAAAAAAGAUGAUGACUUCAGUCGCAUCAAGCAAGGGAAAUGUGAAGUUGCCCUUACAACGUAUGAGGUACUUCGCCUGUAUUUGGAUGAAUUUAAUAGUGUAGAAUGGUCUGCUGUAAUAGUGGAUGAAGCACAUAGAAUCAAGAAUCCAAAGGCUCAAAUAACUCAAACCAUGAAGUCAUUAAAAUGCAGUGUUCGCAUUGGUCUUACUGGAACCAUUCUUCAGAAUGAUAUGAAGGAACUUUGGUGUGUUAUGGACUGGGCUGUACCAGGACUUUUGGGUAGCAGAGUACACUUCAAGAAGAAGUUUUCUGAUCCAGUGGAGCAUGGCCAGAGGCACACUGCAACUAAAAGGGAGCUAGCAACAGGUCGUAAGGCCAUGGUGGAGCUAGCAAGAAAAAUGUCUGGCUGGUUUCUGAGGCGAACCAAAGCACUUAUCAGUGAUCAGUUGCCAAAAAAGGAAGACAGAAUGGUGUACUGUUCUCUCACCGAAUUCCAGAAAGCAGUGUACCAGGCUGUGCUAGAGACAGAGGAUGUGAGCUUAGUAUUACGAGCAGGAGAGCCCUGCAGCUGCAACAGCAGUCGUAAAAGAAGGAACUGUUGUUACAAAGAAAAUGCUUACGGUGAAACAGUUAAGUCGCUGCGCUUCAGUUACCUGACAAUUCUACAGAAGGUUGCAAAUCAUGCUGCACUGCUGCAGACAGACAACACUAGCAAGCAGCAGGAAGCACAUAUCAAACGGGUGUGCAGCCAAGUGUUUUCCAGUUUUCCAGAUUUUGUGCAGUUAAGCAAAGAUGCAGCCUUUGAAACCAUUUCAGAUCCAAAGUACAGUGGAAAAAUGAAGGUCCUUCAGCAGCUUUUAAAUCACUUCCAAAGGAACAAGGAUAAAGUUCUUCUUUUCUCCUUUUCCACAAAGUUGCUAGAUGUGCUGGAACAAUACUGUAUGGCAUCUGGGCUAGAUUACCGAAGACUUGAUGGAAAUACAAAAUCAGAAGAUAGAAUGAGAAUUGUAAGAGAGUUCAACAGCGUUCAAGAAAUUAACAUAUGUCUUGUAUCUACAAUGGCUGGUGGACUGGGUCUUAACUUUGUUGGUGCCAAUGUUGUUAUACUGUUUGAUCCUACAUGGAACCCAGCAAAUGAUCUUCAGGCUAUUGACAGAGCUUACAGGAUUGGCCAAUACAAACCUGUUAAAGUGUUCAGAUUGAUAUCCUUAGGAACUGUGGAGGAGAUGAUGUACUUGCGACAAGUUUAUAAACAGCAACUUCACUGUGCGGUGGUUGGAAGUGAAAAUGCCAAGCGGUAUUUUGAGGCAGUGCAAGGAUCAAAGGAACAUCAAGGAGAGCUUUUUGGGAUCCAUAACCUUUUCAAACUUAGGACUCAUGGGUCCUGUCUUACCAAAGACAUCCUGGAGAGGGAAGGACGGGUAGAAGCAGGAGUCAUAACAGCAACUACGUGGCUAAAGGAAGAGACUUCUCCAUGCAGCUCAGAAAAGUAUGAACAACCAGAUUGUAGAGAAGAUAGAGAUUCCCAAAGCAUUCAGGCACAAUUACUAAGAGAAGAAAUAGACUUUUGUGAUGACUUUAGUGAUGAUGAUAUUCUGGAAACUUCAAUGAAAAAAUGCCACAGAAGGAAGCCUUGCAAUGCAAAUAGUUCAGUGGAAACCAAGGGACAGCUUUCCUUAAUGCAGUGUGGAUUCUCUAAGCUGUUGCAGAGAGAAGUUGAAGCUACCAAAGAAGAGGAUAAUAAUUACGACUCUCAUCAUUCCAGUUCUGCUGAUCAGACUUUAAAAACAAAUGUAAAUAGCAAACACACUGAUUGUCAGGAAUGUCAAAGCCAUGUGUCUGUUUUGGAGCAUGGGAACACUGAUCACUCACCAGAAAGAACUGAUAAACAAAAUUUGUGUAGUAUAGACUGUCUUAUUUUAUCAGGCUCUGAGGAGGAAGGGGACAUAGAAAGUGUUGAUCAAGGCAUUUCAAAGCACAGUGAUACAGUCAUGAAUACUGAAAACAGUUCUGAAGGUGAUGAUGAUGAUGUCAUCUUUCCUACCCAAGUUUCAGCAUGCCAGCAACCACUGCUUACUAAGAAAGUUGAAUUAUGCAGGUCAACAUCUGAAAAUUGUGAAGAGUUAGCAGAAGAAGAUGAGUUUGUAUUUAAGGAAGACAGUAGGCAAUUUGGAUUCCGUAAUAGUGAGUCAAAUUUCAGCAAAACUGUGUCUUUUGAGAACAUCAAGAACCGUACAGGAGAAUUGAAAGGAGCAAGUGAUGUAAGUGACGAGUCCGAUGAUAUUGAGAUUUCCCAUAAUUCUAAAUCAAGAAAGUCAAAAACUUGCAGCUUUCCGAAAUGGAAAGAAAAUACCCGUAACAGUGGACAAGGUAAUGUCUCAAAACCUCAGCUACAAGCGAAGAAGCCCAAUAGAAAAGAAAAGGAAAGUGAUUCUCAGAAUAUAGAUGAAUUUUCAUCCUCUGAAGAUAACUUGCAAGUUGAGAAAACACACGCCAGAAAGCAAAGCUAUAAGCGUAAAAACCAGAGAGGCAGAGUUCGGUUCGGGUCUAAAAUACUCUAUCCUAUUCAAGAUACCUCUGUUGCACAAAUGAAGACUGGCAGUUACACUGUGUGUAGAACUUCUGCAAGUAAAACUGAAUUUGAGCAUCAGGAGCAGAAAGUGGAAUCAAUGGACAGAUAUUUAGAUGGUGUUCCAGAGGUGGCAUAUAUUCAUUCAAAUCAGAAUGUAGUUGGAUCCAGCAAGGCUGAGAAUCACUUGAGCCAUUGGGCCGUACGAGACGUAUUUGAGUUGAAGCAGUUUUCCCAGCUCCCUGCUAAUGUAGCAGUCUGUAGUGCCAAGUCAACUGCAUGUUUUCAACUUAAGUUUACUUAAAGUUUUACUGAAAAGAAAUGUACAAAGACAGCCAUUCAAUUGAGGAUUAAUCACUAUGGCAACAGAAAUGUGGUGACUGAAAAGGGGGAGGAUGUAUUCUCCCCUCAGCUUCCUGCCAGCUGUCAUAUUCAACCUCUGCGGCAUGAAUUCAGGCCAAAAUAUAGACUGUGACCAGCUCUAAGAAACUAUAUCUGUAUUUUUAUAAAUUCGUACAAGAAUUGCACUAUAAAAGAAGACUUAAUCCUCUGAAUUGGAUGACAGACAUUUGGCAGUCUUGCCAGUGUUUGACAGAGAAAUAACGGGAUGCUUUGUAGUAAAACCUGGAUUAAUGGUAAACCCCUCUUUAUGUUAUUGCAAUGUGGUGUAAAUGAGAGAACUAAGCAUGCUGUCAGCCUAGGAAAAAACGUGCCCUUUGUAUCUCCAAUGCAGAUUUAAGUGCUGUUGAGAAUACUGUAAAUACUAAAGUUGUGUCAUUAAGAACUCCUCUUUAUCUUAUUUGUAUUACAUUGACAUUUUGUAGAUUAUUUAAACAAAGACUUCUACCAGCUAUGGUAACUCUGAUUGCAGUGUGUUUGCACAGCUUUCAAAUUCAACAACUUAAGAUAGUUGUUUACAAAGAGUAGGCUUUUGAGAGAUAACAUGCCAUUAUCCUUGCUCUUCUAGGAUGGGGAAUGCUAUUCAGCUUUAAAAUAAUUGUUCCCAAAUGAUUGGCCUGUAAUGCUGUUUUAUUGAGUUUACUGUUUCAGUUUACAGAGGAAUUAACCAUUUCAGUAUGUCUUUCAGUUGUUUUAUUUUCUUUUUUCUUAAAUGCAGUGAGUCAUAUAUGGCAUGGAAUCAUAGAAUGGUUUGGGUUGGAAAGGACCUGAAUAUUAUCUAGUUCCAACCCUACCACCAUGGGCAGGGACACAUCACACUAAACCAUGUCACCCAAGGCUCUGUCCAACUGAGCCUUGAACAGUGCCAGGGAUGGAGCAUUUACCACUUCCUUGGGCAGCCUGUUCCAGUGCCUCACUACCCUCAUCCUGUGAAUCAUGUAGUUGCAUUUUUAUAUGAUGUAUUUGCAUGGUUUUUGGCUCUGCUACUGUUUGAUGGAGGAAUGAGGGGGUGAAUGAAAGUAGGUGCAAGCCCACUUCUGCUGGAGUGAGCGAUUACCUUAGUUUUGAAUUCUGAGGCAGGCUGAUUAUGUCCUCUCAUUCUCAACAGUAGUAGUAACUGUGUUGGUUCAUGGUCAAGUUUUUGGUGCAAGAAGGUGGUACGCCUUAUAGGAAUUCUUUUUGUUAAAGAGUCAACAAUUUAAAUAGAACUGCUCCCCGUGAGAAAUUCUUGCUUUGUUAUGUGAUUGGACUAAAAACAGAAGUAGAUGUGAAAUAGAACACAGUCUAUCUUCUGUUGACUUAGUAGUUGAUUCUCCACCACCAAGCAGAAGGUUAGAGUUCAUGGAAUGUCCUUCGACUCAGUUUGUACAAGCAGAAAAGCUAGAUAAGACAACCUGGCAAAAAAUAACUAUGUAUUACUCUGAUAAAAUUUCUUUACUUUUAUCAGCAGGUAUAGCUGGUCUCUGGGUGUUGGCAGGGUAUUUUGGAGAAGUAAUUCAGAUCCAGAAUAAGCCAAACAGUUUUUGUAGCUAUUGGCCUGCUGUUAUACUAUCAAAUAUUAGAAACAUUUGUAGUCAUAGCCAACAUCCUGAGUAUUUGUUUAAUUCAGAAAGCUUGGGUAUAAAUGUGAUUGUCCUAGAGUAGUCUAAAAUUUUUAAGCAGUUUAGCUUCACUUUCUACCACAAUUGAGGUAUUGACAGUUAGCUAUACAAUUACCUCUAAUACUUAUUUUGCAAUCUUGUUUUCUUAGAACAGUAGACAAAUUCAGUCUUGGACUGCUUUUCAAUUAAGAAAGUUAAAUUCAGAGGGAAAACUAAUGUCCACAUCAGAAAUAGUCUUAAAAUAUCAUAAGAUUCAGGCUUAUUUCAUACAGCGAAAUGGGUAACUAGCCAUAACCAUCCAAAGCUGUAACU